Molecule: messenger RNA, 3286 nt
Organism: Papilio xuthus (Asian swallowtail)
Lineage: Eukaryota; Metazoa; Arthropoda; Insecta; Lepidoptera; Papilionidae
Product: hemicentin-1
Exons: 20
Coding region: 139-3258 (1039 amino acids)
Biological process (GO): homophilic cell-cell adhesion
Cellular component (GO): plasma membrane
Source: RefSeq, a predicted model, not a curated record
AGCUCGCCUCGGCGUGCCGGUUGCACUGCCGCGCACCCAGAUAUUUGCAGACGUUGUUGAUAAGAAAUCUUUGUAAAAUUGUACAUCUUAAAUAUAACUCAGUGUACUGUCGACCUCGUACACAAUCGAUCGUGGAAAAUGUUUAUAAAAACGUAUAUUUUGCUUAUAUUUAGUGUCAAUAAUGUUAUUGUACGCGGCCAGUCAGCGGAUCAGAAGAGCAGAUUUGCCUUCGUCAUAGACGACACAUACUCCAUGUCGAGAGAUAUCGAAGAAGUCAAAAGUAAAACUAAACUCAUUUUCGACACAGUCCGGACAUCCGCAGAGUCGCACAUUGAAAAUUUUAUUUUGGUAACAUUUAACGAUCCUGGUUUUCAGCCUGCUCUGGUAACCAAUAGUGAAAGCGUAUUCAAGAAGGCGCUAGAUGCAAUCGUGGUGCACAGCGGCCCUGAUAAUUUAGAAUGCCCAGAGAUGUCGAUGCAUGGCCUGGCCGAGGCUCUGGCGCACACGCUGCCAGGUUCCUAUAUCUACGUGUUCACUGACGCUGCGGCCAAAGACUACGCUGAUGGUCCAAAGAUUAAGAAAUUGGCACAGAAGCAAGGGACACAGAUUUCGUUCAUCUUAACACCUCCUACGUGCGGGGCUUUUUAUGAAAAUGAUCCUAAUUACAAAGUGUAUAAAGACCUGGCUGCUGCCACUUCGGGGCAAAUACUUCAUGUUGCAAGGGGCGAAGUUGGACAGGUACUAGAUUUCGUAGGGCGAUCUCUGGACAAAAGACGAGCCGUUAUAGGUAGAGCGGAAUUACCACCAGGCUACAAUAACAACAUCACUAUUUCAGGUGACAAAGAACUUGGUGACGUACAGUUUUCCGUGACGGGUUUGAGGCCAAAAUUAAAAAUAACGAAACCAGACGGAAAUGAAGCUAAUACAACUGACAUAUUCAAAAAUGAUAAAACUCUGGUCGUGGGAGUUGAUGGUCUUGAGUCAGGUAAUCAUACAGCCAAUGUGGGCAGUGAGACUGACACGAGCGUUGUUAUAACCGGAGUCACCAAUGUUAACUUCCAACAUGGUUUCUCGGAAUUCAAACCGAGAUCAAUAAAUACAACAAUAACCAGACCCAUUCUAGGUAAACCAUCACACUUAGCAAUAGAAUUAUCAAGUAAAGCCAAGGAUUUCAAACUAGAUGAAGUAGAAUUAUUAGAUAUGAAUGAUAAUGUUAUUUCUGUAUGGCCGUUAAAAGAACUCACUACGAAUUUCUACGUGGCUGAAAAACAAAUGCCUCCAACAACCAUGUUCAGAGUAGCGGUGAAAGGACACAAUACAAAGACGAAUGAAUAUAUUCGAAGAUUAUCUGCGACCCCUGUUGAACCACAAACAUUAACCACGGAUGAUAAACCGGAGAACCGACGGCCCACCGUUACUUUGGUUGGAGAUUCGUCAAUAGCAGUGGCUUAUGGCGACUCAGUGCAGCUGCAAUGUAAAAUAAAUGCCUAUCCUAAACCAAAACUUACGUGGAUUGAAGAAAUAUCUGGAUUGACAGUUUCGGAAAUGAUCGUGGAAGAAGAUCUGCCAUAUGGUUACAUAAGCAUUUUAGACUUGGAGCAAGUAAAGAGCAAUACUUCAUAUCAAUGCCGCGCCUUCAACGACUACGGCGACGAUACAACUAAAGUCAGUGUUGGUGUUAACAGUAAAGUGCCACCGAAAAUCAAUAAUUCUGUAAAGCAAAUCAACGUAACAAGGAAAGAAAGCGCUACAAUUACGUGCAAUGUCACUGAAGGAAUACCGAGACCAGAGAUCCGAUGGAGUUACAAACGUCCUUUGACUCGGGAAUUUGUUCUCCUUGAUGACGUAUCAUAUGUAAUUCAAAUAAAUAGCACGGAUCUACACCAAGCAGGAACAUACAAAUGCGAGGCGAGCAAUUUGUUUGGUCGAGACGAACACGAAAUGGAGUUAAUAAUAAAAUAUCCACCAACAAUAAGAGGUAACACGCAAAUCAGGAAAGCUUCGAAAGGUCAACGCGUCUUCCUCACGUGCAAUGCGGACGGAGUGCCCAAGCCCGACGUAAGAUGGUACUUCAAGGGACAUGAAAUUGGCAAAACUUCUGGGCUUCGAAUUUAUACUGGCAAUACUUUGAGUAUGGUGGUUUCGUUCAACGACUCAGGAAUUUAUACAUGUAAUGCCGUAAACGAAGUUGGAUCUGACACUAAAACAGUGAAAGUCGUAGUAGACGGUCCGCCAUUCAUCGAAAAGUCUUCAGUACCCAAGACGACAACGGCUGUGGUCGGCGACUUGGUAAUGAACCUGCCGUGCCUUGCCACUGGCAGCCCUCAGCCCAUGAUCACUUGGGCUAAGGAUGGAGUCGAAAUUUCUUCAGGAACCGAGUGGUACAAUAUAAAUAAGGAUGGUACUCUGGUCAUUAACAACGUGACUGAAACAUCUCAGGGCAGAUAUGUGUGCACAGCUAGAAAUUCAAAAGGGACUGAUACAGAUUACUUCGAAGUUGUUGUUCGACCUUACCCUGACCCAACUGAGAAACGUAAUGUUGUCAACCUAUUGCUGGGCUCCUCUGCUACCAUAGAUUGUGACGUUCCACACACCACCAGCGAUCGCCUCAUUUGGUACAAGGGUGCUGAAAUCGUAGCUACCGGUGAACUACAUUUGAAAGACGUUGAUAUUGAUAGUAGCGGGAUGUACACUUGCCGCGUUAGUACACUGUCAGGCGCCGCUAGCGCCACCACUGUACUGAACGUCGGCUUCCCGCCAGAGUUCCUCGAGCAAAGCUCCGAACAAACAGAGUUUGUUUUGAACGAGGAGGCGUAUUUCUCGUGCCUGGCCGCUGGAGAGCCGAACCCGACGGCAAAAUGGCUGUAUAAUGGGAAAGAAUUAGAUGUAACAGAUAUGGAUUACCGUGUUUACAUGACUUUCAAUGAUCUGGGAAACUAUAGAUGUACAGUCAGCAACAUAUAUGGUACAAUAACGCGAGAUUUUCAAAUCGUCGAUCCAGGAUGCACGUUACUCAAUGGGAUAAAUAAUGAUAGUCCACAAGUUUCUUUAAUAAACUUAAGACUUUUGUCAGAUAAUAUGAGCAGUGUAAAAGUGCCUAAAGGUGAAGGAAUGACAAUCAUCUGUGGUAACGGUUUUGAACAGUAUUCCGGUACUGAACUUGAAGCGGUUUGCGUUGAAGCUACCACGCUCCGGAUACAUGACGUAGAAGUAAAUUUCUCUCAUGUAAAAUGCAAGAAACAAAGGAAACCCAACUAAUAAUGUGAAAUAAAAACGUAAACAAAAA